Cryptomeria japonica (Japanese cedar) is the source of this 465-nucleotide messenger RNA. RefSeq lists its product as uncharacterized. The record is from RefSeq and is a predicted model, not a curated record. Lineage: Eukaryota; Viridiplantae; Streptophyta; Pinopsida; Cupressales; Cupressaceae. The coding region runs from base 1 to 465 and encodes 154 amino acids. The transcript is spliced from 4 exons.
AUGCAGGUGUGGGACUGGGAGCAUAUACCAGUGUCGAGACCACUUCCACAUAGGGAUAGGCUAGUUGGUCAGGAUGUGCCAGAGUGGGGGCCUACUCUAAAUAGUGGAGAAACCAUGGAUGAGUAUAUGACCCUUGCAGGAGAGAUAUGGGAUUAUGGGGCCAGGAGGCAAGGGGGUCCUAGAUGGAGAGAGGAGGAUGAGGGAGAGGAGGGAGGUGAUGUAGGUGGAGGGGGUGGUGGAGAAGAUGGAGGUGGAGGGGGUGGUAGAGGUGGGGAUGGCACGGGUGGAGGUGGUAGAGGUGGGGAUGGCAAAGGUGGAGGUCGUAGAGGUGGAGGUGGUAGAGGUGGAGAUGGAAGAGGUGGAGGUGGUAGAGGUGGUCUUGUGCUUGGUGCGGGUGGGGGUGUGAGGAUAGGUGUGGUGUUAGCUAUUGUUGAAGGGAUGGAAGAUGAUAGGCAACUUGCCUAG